Messenger RNA from Callorhinchus milii (elephant shark), 3469 nucleotides. RefSeq names its product F-box protein 41 (gene fbxo41). NCBI's taxonomy places the organism in Eukaryota, Metazoa, Chordata, Chondrichthyes, Chimaeriformes, Callorhinchidae. Gene Ontology annotation, molecular function: protein binding. The transcript is spliced from 12 exons. The record is from RefSeq and is a predicted model, not a curated record. Bases 169 to 2574 code for a protein of 801 amino acids.
ACAAAGUGGGUGAUGAUUUGCAUGAUGAUCAGAAGCUGAGGAGGCUAUCGUGUGUGUGAGUGUCACAUUGCUGCUCCAGGGAGGCACGGUUAUAGCAGGACCAUGAGAUGUGACUGUGUGAGCAGGGAGCAGUGCAGUGGAUGUCGCCGCAGUGGCUCUGUGUGAGCGAUGGCUUCUCUGGACUUACCCUAUCGCUGUCCUAGGUGUGGGGAACACAAGCGUUUCAGGAGCCUGUCAUCAUUACGAGCUCACCUGGAAUAUAACCACACGUAUGAAACUUUGUACGUCCUCUCCAAGUCUAAUAGUGUCUGUGACACCAGCCUGCUGUCUCCCAGUGACCUGCCAGUCCUCAUACCCGCUGUCCGCAAGGACAUUUUUGAAAGCACAUCUUUCAGGAGCAAAGAACAGCGCCAUCUGUACGACUUACAGUGCGGAGAAGACGUGGCUCAGAGCUCUGCCAGUUACAUGCCCGAGGGGAAGCUUCCAGUCAAUGAAAUACUGAUGAAGAAGGCGCUGAGCUCUCCCCCUGCCUCAAUAGCGGGGGACACUGUGUACGAGGAGGGCGAGACUCGUCUGAAGGUCCAGGCAUUAGAGACAUUGAACCUGAACCAGCAUCUGGAGAAGCUGUCACAGGAGGUGGAGCAGAAGAUCGCAGCGCGGGUGGACAGGCUACAGGGCGAGCUGGAGAAGAGGAGCUGUGAGCUGGAGAGGGCGAGGCAGGACAGCCUGAAGCUGAGCCGAGAGAAGCGGGACAUGGAGGAGAGGGCCUCAGAGCUGUCCCGACAGGUGGACGUGAGUGUGGAGAUGCUGGCGGCCCUCAAACAGGACCUGGUGCAGAAAGAUCAGGAGCUCGUCCACAAACAGCAGGAGGUAUUACAGAUCGACAGGUUCUUACAAGAGACGGCUGCUCGGGAGGCCACGGCCAAGGGGCGUCUGCAGCAGUUUAUUGAGGAGCUUUUGGACAGAGCAGACAGGGCGGAGAAGCAGCUGAUGGUGAUCAGUAGUUGUGCCAGCACACCCAACGGCAGUGUGGGGAGGUGCAGCAUCUCGCGGAACAAGGGCAUCAGCAGACGUCAGGGCAAUCGAAGCAACAACUCAACAAGUGUUUCUCGAGGGAAUAUUUCCGAUCAACAAUCACUGCCAAAUGUUAGACCAAAGCCUGUUCCCCAUGCGGUUCGAUGCUAUGACAGUGACAGUUUUACUCCGUCUGUGGCUGUCCCCCGCUGUGAUCAGAGCACAGAGAGGAACUAUCACCACAAGCAGAGCCACAGCGCCGAGGGCAGGUUCAGCAGAGACCCUGCGUCACGGAGCUCAGCGCUCCGGAGACAAGCCGUGGAAAACUGGCAUCGCAGACCGGAUCGUAACAGCACUGAGGGAGAGGAGGGCGACGUGUCUGAUGUGGGCUCCAGAACCACCGAGUCAGAGGCUGAGAUGUGGGAACAAGAGAGUAAAUGUCCAGCACUCACACAGCACUUCGGGUCCAACCGAGCCAAGGCACAUCGGCUAGCAACAGGUAACAGCAGACCCGUCAGCUACAAAGCAGCCAAACUCGACAAAGGAAGCUCGUGCCAGUCAAAGGAGGUGAUCAGUCCUGAGGUGCUGAAGAUGAGAGCUGCAUUAUUCUGCAUUUUCACUUACCUGGACACCAAGACCUUGCUCCGAGCAGCAGAGGUUUCUCGAGAUUGGAAGUAUGUGGCCAGACACCCCGCGGUGUGGACACGAGUCUUGCUGGAGAACGCGAGGGUCUCUCCCAAGUUCAUGAUGACUCUGUCUCAGUGGUGCACACAGACGCACUCGCUCACUCUGCAGAAUGUCAAGCCUCGGCCAAAGGGGAAGAAAGAGAGUAAGGAGGAAUAUCUGAGGAACACACAUGGCUCCCUGGAGAUGGGGCUGGAGUCGAUGCUCAAAGCUGCAGGACCCAAUCUGCUCAUUCUAAAGAUUUCCCACUGUCCGACUCUCCUGACUGACCGCUCAUUGUGGCUAGCUAGCUGUUACUGUCGUGCCCUGCAAGCCGUGACAUAUAGGAGCUCCACUGAUCCUGUUGGUCAUGAAGUGAUCUGGGCUUUGGGAGCCGGGUGUCGAGACAUCAUCUCCCUGCAGGUGGCACCAUUACACCCAUGCCAACAACCUACUCGCUUCAACAACCGUAGUCUGCAGAUGAUUGGUCGCUGCUGGCCUCACCUCCGUGCACUGGGAGUGGGCGGUGCUGGAUGUGGUUUACAGGGACUAUCCUCUCUAGCUCGAAACUGUAUCCGUCUCCAAGUACUGGAACUCGAUCACGUGACUGAAAUCAACCAGGAAGUGGCCGCUGAAGUUUGCCGCGAGGGACUGAAAGGCCUGGAGAUGUUGGUGCUCAUGUCCUCCCCCAUCACCCCCAAAGCUCUGCUCCACUUUAACAGUGUUUGCCGUGAUCUGAAGUCCAUCGUGGUUCAUAUUGCGAUCGCCGACUACUUUGAGGAGCCGGAUAUGCCUGAGGCACGCAAGCUGUUUGAGGAGAUGGUGAAUAAACUUCAGGCUCUGAAAAAAAGACCAGGUUUUGCAAAAAUUCUUCAUAUCAAAGCUGAAGGAAUGUGAAGUGUCCAGUAACCAACUGAGACCAGUAACUAUUGGUCCAACACCAAUAAUUAACCAGCGAACACCAGUAACUAACCAGCCAACAUAAGUAACUAGCUAACCAACAUCAGUAACUAACUAAUCAAUACCAGUAACUAAUCAAUACCAGUAACUAACCAGCCAACACCAGUAACUAACCAGCCAACACCAGUAAGUAUCCAGCCAACACCAGUAACUAACCAGCCAACACCAGUAACUAACCAGCCAACACCAGUAAGUAUCCAGCCAACACAGUAACUAACCAGCCAACACAGUAACUAGCCAGCCAACACAGUAACUAACCAGUCAACACAGUAACUAACUGACCAAAACCAGUAUAGACCACACCCACUCUCUGAAUACACCACACCCACACUCCAUAUAGACCGCACCCACUCUCCAUAUAGACCACAGCCACUCUCCAUAUAGACCACACCCACUCUCCAUAUAGGCCACACCCACUCCCAUAUAGACCACACCCACUCUCCAUAUAGGCUACACCCACUCUCCAUAUAGGCCACACCCACCCACUCUCCAUAUAGGCCACACCCACCACUCUCCAUAUAGACCAUACCCACUCUUCAUGUAGACCACAACCAGGCUCUACAGGUGGCCUUGCACCCGUUCUGACAUUGUCCUCAUCCACCAGUCAAUGUCCCGAGGUGCUGUACAAGUAUUUCCCGACUGGCCAGAAGCACAAACAUUUUUCCAUUUCCACAUCUUAAAUCUUGUCGUCCUGCCUCCUUGACCACACCAAUCAUCACAGUGUAAUAUUUGUCCACACAGUCUGCCCGACACAGUCAUCAAAGCCAGGGCUCUGGUGGGUUACAUUGUCUGAGCGGUGACAGUGCACACGCAAUGAAGAUUUUUGUUCUAA